This is a messenger RNA of Meloidogyne enterolobii, 800 nucleotides long. The record is from the annotation of a GenBank genome assembly. Lineage: Eukaryota; Metazoa; Nematoda; Chromadorea; Rhabditida; Meloidogynidae.
UUAUUUCAAAAAUGUUUUUAUUUUCUAAUUUUUUAAAAUUUAUAUUAAAUUUAUUUCAAUUUUCCUUUUUAUUUUACUCUGUAAUUACAAUUAAAGAAGAAAAUGAAAAUUUAAUUAAUAAAGGUGAUUUAUCACAAUUUGAUUCUUCAGGUUGUGGUCUAACAAAAGGUUGUUUAUUUAAACCACCAAAUUGUAAUCCAUAUAACGACUGUUCUUAUGUUCUAAGUUAUAUAUCUGAUGAUGAACGUGUUUAUUUUGAAUUAUUAGCUCAGGUUGCUGGGGAAUCUAAUGUUUGGGCGGCUGUUGGAUUUUCUGUGGAUGGACUUAUGGUUAAAAUAAUUUGUAAAAGUAAUCGAAAAGCGCCAUUAGCUUAUGGACUUGAAUCUAAAAUUCUCCACACCCAUCAUGCUAAAGUAGCCGAUGGUAUUAUUUAUUGUCGUUUCUCCCAAUUAAUUCAGCCGCCUGAAUCUGUUCAGCCACAAUUUGUACGUCCAUUAAAUGCCCCAAUAUUUAUAUUAUUAGCAUCCGGAGUUACUAGAGGAAAAGAUUUAACAAUUCAUUCAUUAAAUUCUGAUUCUUCUCUUUUUCCCUUUUCUUCUCCCCACCCAAUACAAUUAACAAAAUUUAAUUUGAGCCCUGAAGAAUUAGCUAAUGGAGAUUGGGAAAUAAAUAAUAAUAAUAAUAAUUUUAUUAAUUCUUCAUUAAAUUUGUCAAAAGAACUUUCAAUUCCUUUUAAUGAAAAUAAUUCAUCUUCGCCUGUUAUUGAACAGACAACAAUAAAUAAUUGUAUUUAUUCUUAA